AUGCCAAAUUCGAAAAAGACCAUAGCCAUCGUCAAUGGUACUGGUCGUCAGGCUGCCUCAUUAAUUCGCACGGUGAGUGCCGUUGGCUAUGCGGUGCGUGCGCAAGUCUACUCAUCCGAGGGUUUAGUAGCGGAGGAGCUGGCUGCCCUACCAAAUGUGACGAUAUUUGAGGGUCACUUGCUAAACAACCAAGUCUUGAUCGACACCAUCUUCGAUGGCGCUCAUCUGGCCUUCAUCAACACUAAUCCGCUGGCCGGCGAUGAGGUCAAAAUUGGCAAGGCAUUAGCGAAUGCGGCCAAGAAGCGCAAUAUACAGCACUUCAUUUAUAGCAGUAUGCCAGACCAUUCGAUACAUGAUCCGAAUUGGCCAGUACUACCCAUGUGGGGUUGUAAAUUCACCGUCGAGAACUAUAUCCGCCAGCUUGGUCUACCGGCGACCUUCGUUUAUGCAGGUAUCUACAACAACAACUUCACCAGUCUGCCAUACCCCUUAUUCUGUCUCAACUUCAAGGACGACGAUACUAUCGAGUGGCGAGCUCCUUUCCAUCCAGAUACCAAAUUACCCUGGUUAGAUGCAGAGCACGAUGUGGGACCGGCUGUUCUACAAAUUCUCAAAGAUGGGCCAAGCAAAUGGAACGGUCACAGAAUAGCACUGGCAUUCGAAAACCUGACACCCAUCCAAGUUUGCCAAGCAGCAGAACGCGCCAUCGAGCGACCAUGCCACUAUGUUUACGAUCCCAAGAUCGAGGUCACGGUCCCCGUCCCGAACGGGUACCGACAACAACUAGCCGCUCUCGAAGUGUUGUUUGGGAAAUACAACGCUCCGUAUUUUCCCGGCCCGGAUUUUGCCUACUAUUCGAAACGCAAGGGCAGCAAUGAUACCAUCGGGCCCAGAAACAACCACAGCUCGACCAACAAAGGCCAAGAUUCUCGUUCGUCAAAGGGCAAGGCUGGAAAGCUGACAGACGAGGCGCGUGGGCUCUGGGAAGGAUACAGGGGUCUAGAGGAAUAUUUUCGCGAGGUCUUUCCCGUGGAGGAAGAAGCGAACGGCAAGACCUGGAUGAGCGACAAAGUUGUCAGUACUUGA
Messenger RNA from Exophiala bonariae, 1086 nucleotides. RefSeq lists its product as uncharacterized. The record is from RefSeq and is a predicted model, not a curated record. Gene Ontology annotation, cellular component: nucleus. The transcript is spliced from 3 exons. Lineage: Eukaryota; Fungi; Ascomycota; Eurotiomycetes; Chaetothyriales; Herpotrichiellaceae. The coding region runs from base 1 to 1086 and encodes 361 amino acids.